Ostreococcus lucimarinus CCE9901 is the source of this 1961-nucleotide messenger RNA. RefSeq lists its product with no specific name. NCBI's taxonomy places the organism in Eukaryota, Viridiplantae, Chlorophyta, Mamiellophyceae, Mamiellales, Bathycoccaceae. The transcript has a single exon. The record is from RefSeq and is a predicted model, not a curated record. The coding region runs from base 237 to 1181 and encodes 314 amino acids.
CUCGAGUCAUCGUCAUGACUGACGACGACGACGACGACGAGGCGAGCGACGAGGCGCUGUACGACGACGAUCGCGCGCUCUCCACGCACGUCCUGCGCGUGACGACGCGCGCGCGCGACGACGACGCGCUCGCCGCGCACCUCGCCGCGCUGCGAUGGACGGCGAAACGCGACGCGCGCGUCGUCGAGCUCGAGCGCGCGCGCGCGAGCGCCGACGACGACGACGACGCGCGCGCGAUGGACGUCACGAUCGCGUGGCGGUGUCGCGCGUGCUCGAGCGAGGACGCGCGGCUGGAACGGCGGGUGCGGGCGUGGAUGGCGACGCGCGGUUGGGACGCCGAGGCGACGACGACGAUGACGGCGCCGGGAUACGUGCCGCUGGGAUCGAUCGAUGCGGUGACGAAAGAGACGCUCGAUUGGGGACGGAAGGACAGGACGGAUGAAGAGCGCGUGGCGGCGUUCGCAGACGCGGGCGUGGCGACGUGCUUGAAAGCGGUGGACGAAGAGACGACGCGGGAAAUUCGCGAGGCGACGGAGCGAUUCGUGGAACGCGUCGAGCGGAGGUUCGAGGAAUCGUUCGGGGAUAUAGUGUACGGGCGCGAUCGAUUCGCGUUUCGAGAGAUUGGUUCGCGUGGAGGCGAGCGAUUCGAUGCUCUAGUAGAUUUAGAACUCGAGGAGUGGGCGACGCUUCGCGCGCUCGCGCGCGACGACGCGCCGUGGCGCGCGCUCGUCGACGCGCUCAUGCCGAACGGUUGGAACGUGCACGUGUCGGUGGUGUAUUCCAGACCCGGCGCGAAAAAUCAAGAGUGGCACGCAGACGGUCGACAUCUCGACGUCGAGUGCGACGUCCGCACGGGAUGCGGUCACGCACCGCCGUACGGCGUCUGCGUCUUCAUGCCGUUGAUCGAUUUAUCGCGCGAAACCGGUUUUACGCAGUUCUUCAUGCGCAGUCACAAGACGAGUAAACUCAUCGGUUUUGGCGACGCGAGCUUGAUCUUACGACUCUCCUUCGAUGGAAUUCUCGACGCGGGUCAAAGCGUGGCGUACGACUACCGCUUACUCCACCGCGGCAUGGCGAACGACUCGCUCGCCAAUCGACCGGUGUUGCAAUUUCUCUACACCGCGCCCGCGUACCGAGAGACGAAAAACUACGGCACGCGAUCGCUAUGGUCAUCGCAGUAAAACAGCUAGGUUGCUAGGGCUAGAUCAUAGGCAUAGAUAGAUUCCCACGCUCGAUUCAUUCGUUCGUCCGUCGCUCGGCGUUCGCCACCGCCCCUCGUCUCGCCCGCGCCUUCGCCCGCGCCGCCGCGUUCGCCGGGUUCACCGGGAACUGCGCUCGCGCGACGGCGGUGUUAAACGCCUUCGUCGACGGCACCUCGACGUCUUUAUUCCCGCCUCCCGCGAGUUUCGCGUGCGCUAUGCGUUCGUACGCGAUGCCAUAAUGUGAAGCCAGCGCUAGUCUUUGCUCGCCCCGUUCGAGCGCGUCCUCGAGCGCGGCGCCGCUGACGUCGGCGCGCGCUCGAAACGCCGCGCGCGCUUCGACGACGGCGUCCCUCGCCUCGACGCGAUCGAGCGCGCGCGCGGCGCGGAUGAUGCGGCGAAACAGCGCCGCGGCGGCGCCGUCUCCGCGCGCCAUGGUGUGUCGUUUACCGUUUCGUUCGUUCGUUCGAUCACAUCGCUAGCGUUUCACCUCGCGCGCGCUCACUCAUCGUCCGAAUCGCUGCCGAACGCCGGCCCCGCCUUGGCGUACAUCUCCGCCGUGAACGUCGUCGGUCGUCCGCGCCUGGCGCGUCGACCGCCCUCUAUGAUGUUCGACGCGUCCACCUCGUCCCCCGACAGAUCGUCCACGCACUCGCUGUCGACCGAAUCCGCGUCGCUAUCGUCGUCGUCGUCGUCGUCCUCGCGCGCGGGCUUCUUGCCCUCGCGCGCGUCGCUCGUCGUCGGUUUCGUCGCCGUCUGAUU